This is a messenger RNA of Capsicum annuum, 738 nucleotides long. RefSeq lists its product as uncharacterized. The record is from RefSeq and is a predicted model, not a curated record. Gene Ontology annotation, molecular function: aminoacyl-tRNA deacylase activity. NCBI's taxonomy places the organism in Eukaryota, Viridiplantae, Streptophyta, Magnoliopsida, Solanales, Solanaceae.
GCCUCCGCCGCCGCUGCUACCGCCGGCACGGCCACCGAGGACCGGCUAUCGUCGAUCCUCCUCGGGAAUGGCGUCAGAGAUUUCAGGUUCAAACGUGUUGAUUCAGAUUACUAUGAUUGGAGUUUAGAAGCCCGUCGUGAUGUUCUCGGUGCUGCUUCUAUUCAUCAUCUCUGUAAAAGCAUUGUUCUGGUAAAUACUCAAGCCCCAUCCAAUAUUACUGAUUGUAGUGAUCGUAGCAAUUCAAAGUACUACGUCGUCGUUGUACAGUAUACUGCUCGAUUCAAUGCUGAGACUGUGAAGAACUUUCUGUACACUCUCAACGAUGGCAAGAUAGCUAAAAAGAAAUUCAAUAUGAGACUUGCUCCCGAGGAGACAUCAGUGAAACUGACUGGUUAUGAACACAAUGGAGUUACGUGUGUUGGCAUGAAAACAGAUAUACCGGUGAUUUUGGAUGAAGCAAUUACAAAGCUCAACCCGGAUUUCUUCUGGUUGGGAGGCGGUGAGAUUGAUCUUAAACUGGGGAUGAGGACAUCGGAAUUCAUCAAUUUUGCUAAACCAUUUAUCGUCAACUGCAGUGAUGCUUAAAACAACCUCUGUCACAAAGGCUUUGCCAGUAGGAAAUCUUUUAGAACCUGCAAAAAUUGCUGGUUAAAUUUCAUUAUUAUAGGUUGAUUCGCUUGAUUGUAAUUCCCCUUUCUGGAUUGUGAAGUUUCAUCUUUAUUGAGAUUUUUACACAAA